Messenger RNA from Truncatella angustata, 2049 nucleotides. RefSeq names its product putative protease S8 tripeptidyl peptidase I. Gene Ontology annotation, molecular function: tripeptidyl-peptidase activity; serine-type endopeptidase activity. The coding region runs from base 1 to 2049 and encodes 682 amino acids. Gene Ontology annotation, biological process: proteolysis. NCBI's taxonomy places the organism in Eukaryota, Fungi, Ascomycota, Sordariomycetes, Amphisphaeriales, Sporocadaceae. The record is from RefSeq and is a predicted model, not a curated record. The transcript has 6 exons.
AUGAAGUUGCUUUUUGCGGUCAGCUUGGCGCUAUCAUGCUGCAAUAGUCUCGUUGCCGCAUCCCCAUAUAGUGAGCAUACUGUUCAUGAAUAUCGCGAUACCAUCAGUCUGAGAUGGACAAGACACAACCGCGUGCCAAGCUACAGGCGUCUUCCGGUGAGAAUCGGAUUGACUCAAUCCAACCUCGACAAAGCGGAAGAUUAUCUGCUUGAUAUCUCCCAUCCCAAGUCGCCAAACUAUGGUAAAAUUUGGACACCUGAGGAUGUCAUCGCAGCAUUUCAGCCUAGCGACACUGCCGUUCAGGCGGUGCGCGAUUGGCUGGCUAGCCACGGUAUCGUCGAUGUGACACAUUCCGAGAACAAGGGGUGGCUUGCAUUUGAUGCACCAGCGUCGCAGGUCGAGGCAUUGUUGAAGACUGAGUACUAUGAACAUGCAGACCAGAUCACAGGCGGUGUGGUGCCCGCGUGCGACAUCUAUUAUGUUCCGGCAAAGAUCCAGGAACAUAUUGACUACAUUACGCCUGGUACCAAGCUCAUGGCACCGGUGAAAAGCGACAUUGACCUCAAGGUAAAGAGAGAAGGCCGGAAGGUCAGCCGUGGAGACAGACUUAAGAAAACAGCCAAACAAGAGUUCUCGCAAGAGCUUCUCAAUGCUCUUUCGGCCAAUGCCAGUGAUCUCAGUACAUGUGAUCAGGCCAUCACGCCGGCUUGUGUCGCAGCAUUGUACAAUAUUCCACCUAGCAACGUCACUGCCCCUAAUAAUUCGUUGGGUGUUUUCGAGGCUGAACUACAGUACUGGGAUCAACCAGACCUGGAUCAGUUCUUUGCGAACUUCACGCCCUGGAUUCCGAAUGGCACUCACCCCCUCAACGAGGAAAUCGACGGUGGUGUGGCCCAGACCGACAAUAUAUCGCUUGCGGGCGGCGAGUCCAUGUUAGAUUUAUUGCUGGCUUACCCUAUUGUCUAUCCCCAAACUAUCACAGUACUCAACGUGGACGAUAUCCAUUAUCAGACAUGGGAGAAUGAUACCUACACUUGGGGCUUCAACUCAUUACUGGACGCCAUUGAUGGCUCUUAUUGCACGUACAGCGCGUACAACGAAACUGGUGAUCUGCCCAAUUGGGAUCCGACAUAUCCUGAUCCUGGGCCCGACGGGUACAAUGGUACCCUGCAAUGCGGCGUCUUUGACCCGCCAAACGUCAUCUCUUUGUCGUAUGGCGGCCAGGAAGCAGAUGUCCCCAUUUCGUACCAAAAGCGUCAGUGCAAUGAGUAUCUGAAGCUUGGUCUGCAAGGCGUGACGUUUGUUUUCGCCUCUGGUGAUUCGGGCGUUAGCAACUACCCCGAGCCCUACGGCUUCGAUGGUCCGACGGGCUGUCUGGGUCCAGAAUUGAACAUUUUCAACCCUACCUGGCCAAACAAUUGUCCUUGGCUUACCAACGUUGGUGCCACGAAGGUCUACGCCGGGUUUAGUGUCUUUGAUCCGGAGAGUGCUGCUCUUGACAUCGGCAAGAAGCUGAACUACUCUUCCGGUGGUGGUUUUAGUAACGUCUACCCGGUCCCUGACUACCAGAAAGCGGCCGUGGAUGUCUUUUUCCGAGAUCACGAGCCUGGGUAUCCAUUUUACGAGGAGCUGGUAGCAAAUGCUGACAACUACACGUUGCCGAAUAUCACAGCCCUGGCGGGCGACACGGGUGGUAUCUACAACAGGAACGGAAGGGGUAUCCCGGAUGUCGCUGCCAACGGCGACAACAUUGCCGUCUUCGUCGGUGGCGAGUUCGGACUCAGCGGCGGCACAAGUGCGAGCACGCCUAUAUUUGCAGGCAUUAUCAAUCGGAUCAACGAUGAGCGGCUAGCGGUAGGCAAGAGCCCGGUUGGCUUCAUUAACCCCGUGCUGUACGAGCAUCCGGAGGUGUUUAAUGAUAUUACCAAUGGUACGAACCCAGGUUGUGGUACUGAUGGAUUUAGUGCUGUUCCUGGCUGGGAUCCAGUGACCGGCCUAGGGACGCCGAACUAUCCCAAGUUGCUGGAGCUCUUUUUGUCCCUCCCAUAA